ACAUUCAUAUAUUGAUUGGUUUUCUACUUCAUAAUAACAGUUUUUCUUUAAAGACAUAAAGGAUGGGCAAUGUACAUGUAUUAGACCGAGGUCUAAGUAAGACCCAAGUACCCUACCAUUUAAUGAGGACCCCUGAUUUGUAUGAAGUGUUGGAUGGCGAAUGUAGUAAAACAUUACGUACCAUUAGAAGCUUACAAAGAGACAGGAGAUUUGAUAACAAUGCAAGAUCCUAUAUUUGUCAGAUGAUGAAGGAUCUGGAAAAUAAGAUACAUAUAUUCAAUGAGGACAUGAUGGGACCGGCCAGUCAAUCGAACAUAAGACAAGCCGACUCCGAAGAAAUACAGCAUCUAAGAACAGAAUUGAACAGGCAAAUGAAAGAAAAUGAAAGGCUCAGAAAGGCUCAUAAAGAUAUCGAGGCAGUAUUGUCUCAAACUGUUAAUGAAACGAAAAGAAAUGAUUCACACCAGGCACAACAAGGACGUGGACAGGAACAAUCUAAACAAGAAACUCAUAAAAAAGGAACAGAACGAAAUACCGACCAAUGCAUAAAAGAGUUACAGUUAAAAGUACAGAAUCAAGAAGAUGAAAUAACGUUCCUGAUAGAUUCAAACAAAAGCGCGAUGAAACUUAUUGAUCAUCUUAAAGGCAUAGAAAAAGAGUUAGAGGGUAAUCUGAAUGCACUCAAUCAUGAGAAACAAGCUUUGAUUCAGCGACUUAGUAAAGUUCCCGAGCAGCAUUUAGUUGUCGACAAUCCAGCAAUAGCAGAGCUCUCUGAUCCUAACAGACCACAAAAAUUAGGCGAAUUUUACAGUGAGUUGUACGACAAUGAAUGGACGGAUGCGUUUGAUGCUAUAACAAUGUCCGGAUAUGACGAGAAAGAUACUAUUGUUACACUUCAAUUGACACUGAUUAAUGUUUUAGAAUUCUGCAACAGCAAGUCAUCAACUCUUCUCAAGAAAACCGAGGAAGCUGUGAACUUUCUUUUCAAAGAGUAUAUAGACUUUCAAGAAAAGAAAAGUCAAAAACACUUGACGAUUAAAGUCUCACAGUCGGGACAAUGGCUGAACGACUCUUCACUUGACUGUGGAUCUGACGAGUAUGUGGACGUACAAGAGAAAUGGAAACCAAAGUUCGGUAAAAUGUAUCGAGAACAAGCCAAAGAACAAGAACCCGAAGUGGUACAGAAAUCUGAUGUCAUUGUGCAUAAAUUGAAGGAUUUUAGGAGGGAAGUUGCAGAGUCAAUGGUUCCAAUAGUACAAAAGGCCUACAUAUCAGCGAGCUGGAAGAACGAAUAUAUCCUGGAGCUCAAACCUUUUAUCAAGAAAUGUAUAUUUCUUGGAUGGAUGAUGGUUGUACAAUCACCACCGAUGUGCUUGGCAACAUGUAAAGAAGGAGAGCGAUUUGACAGUAACAUAUUUAAGGUAUACACGAAAAGCGGUCCGACUGUAGAUUUCGUGGUAUGGCCAGCCUUAUACUUGCAUGAAAAUGGACCGCUAAUUGGAAAAGGUGUUGCUGAAGCUCGAAAAUGAAAUACAAUACAUUAUUUUUGGAUUAUCAUGCAAAUGUAUACAUAUUAUGUAUAGUGUUUUUGCAAAUAUUUAUAAUAUACUUAGAUCUAUACUAAAUUGAUUUCUUAAAUAUUAAUGCUCUUGCAAUUGCUCAAAUCGAUAUGCAUGUACAUUGUAUGAAAGAAAUGUUAACCAUGUGUUUCUGUAUUCAAAAUUGACAUACUUUAAAAUACAAUAAUUGUGGUUGUUUCAUUGUGUUAGUGUAAUGUAUAGAAAAACAUACGACUAUAAGAAAAAUAACAUGUCAAACAAGAGUGCUUUAUAUAAAAUAGCGGUAAUCGUGUCGUAUUUGAUGAAACACUGAGUAUGAAUAUGCGUAUGAAUUGCGUGGUGGUUUCUAUGGCCUGAACAGUACUGUUCUUGUGUUUUAUGGUCUGUAAAUUGGAUGGGAUGUUCCAUCUAUUGCUUCGACUGCUACAGCAAUUUUGUCCCAGAAUCCCCGAUGUUCUUGCCAUUCGGUUAGGUAGGCCAUCUUUAAAAAAAGUCUGCAAGUCUCUUAUAAAGACGGGAAUGAGAGAUCUUACUUAGUCUUUUACGGUGUUUUUGUUGUCGUCAAACAUGACUGACGAAACUGUAACAGGGUAAGAAUGGAGCAAAUAUUAUGAAAAUCAACAUACGAUUCGUGCCUUA
Ruditapes philippinarum (Manila clam) is the source of this 2198-nucleotide messenger RNA. RefSeq lists its product as uncharacterized. Lineage: Eukaryota; Metazoa; Mollusca; Bivalvia; Venerida; Veneridae. Gene Ontology annotation, biological process: mitophagy by internal vacuole formation; mitochondrial protein catabolic process. Bases 63 to 1529 code for a protein of 488 amino acids. The transcript has 10 exons. The record is from RefSeq and is a predicted model, not a curated record. Gene Ontology annotation, cellular component: mitochondrial outer membrane.